Molecule: messenger RNA, 476 nt
Organism: Closterium sp. Naga37s-1
Lineage: Eukaryota; Viridiplantae; Streptophyta; Zygnematophyceae; Desmidiales; Closteriaceae
Source: the annotation of a GenBank genome assembly
GUGGGACGGGCAAGGGGGUGAUUCUCAGCAUGGCCAGUAAGGCGCUGCUGGUGGCGCUGUUGGCUGCCAGGCGGAGAGUCAGUGGCUGCUGGCUGGAUAGCGUGGUGGGGGAGGCAGUCAGUGUGGCAGCAGCAGGCAGAGUGGGCCUUGAGGAGAUGUCUGGUACACCUGAUGCCGGUGCUUCUGUUGUUGCUGCUUCUGUUGCUGCUGGCAUGGUUGCGCCGGCCGUGGGCCCCCAAGUUCCCAUGGGCCACUACGGAGAGCAUGGCAGCAUUGCGCCUGUUGGCAUAUGUGUCAGACCAGACGCACGCAUGCUCGAGGGCGACGUGUGUGUGCUGCCCACAACUGCUGCAUCGGUGUAUGCCCUCACUCCCCGCCAUGUAUUGGAAGCGGUGCAGAGGGAUGAGGCUGCUCAUUCCCUUCUUCCUCAAUCUCACCCUGCAGGAUCAGCCUCGACGGCUGCAGCAAUCGCCUGA